AUACAAAAAAUCUAUAAUCAGUGGUUUGAUAAAGGUAUUAAGGAAUAUACUAAGGCAGGCAAAUUGAAACAUCCUUCUUAUUCUUUAGUUGCUAAUUGGUGUUGUGGAAUCUCAAAUGCGAUGGAUAGAGCCGAAGAUGAUUUAAUCUUUGCUUUUACGCGAAUUAAUAAUAUAAUGAAUCCAGGACAAGGAGGAUCAGAGAUGAAUAUCAAAUACAAAUUAGUUAUUGCUAUUGAAAUGGAAUAG
Molecule: messenger RNA, 246 nt
Organism: Dentiscutata erythropus
Lineage: Eukaryota; Fungi; Glomeromycota; Glomeromycetes; Diversisporales; Gigasporaceae
Source: the annotation of a GenBank genome assembly